CCUGCGCGUUGGUAUCUAACCCGGUUCGGAACGAAGGACCGAAGAACUACGUAAGGGGCGCCGCUCUACGUGUACCCUUUCGGCGCCUGCGCGUUCUGUUGCCGGCAAGUGGGAGAGGGCUACUGUCGCCUCUUUUCCCCUCCUGUCCCUUAGCGCCGCCCGGACAUCGUGCUGGUCGCUGGCACCAUGAAGAUUUGGACGUCAGAGCACGUUUUUGAUCACCCAUGGGAAACAGUUACGACAGCUGCUAUGCAGAAAUAUCCAAAUCCUAUGAAUCCAAGUGUGGUUGGAGUUGAUGUGUUAGACAGACAUAUAGAUCCCACUGGGAAAUUGCAUAGCCAUAGACUUCUCAGCACAGAGUGGGGAAUGCCUUCUAUUGUAAAAUCACUUAUUGGUGCAGCAAGAACCAAAACAUAUGUGCAGGAACAUUCUGUAGUUGAUCCCAUAGAGAAAACAAUGGAGCUUAAAUCCACUAACAUUUCAUUUACAAAUAUGGUUUCAGUAGAUGAGAGACUUGUAUAUAAACCACAUCCUCAAGAACCAGGAAAGACCAUUUUGACUCAAGAAGCCAUAAUCACCGUAAAAGGAGUAAGCCUUAGUAGUUAUCUAGAAGGACUGAUGGAAAGUACAAUAUCAUCUAAUGCUAAUAAAGGCCGUGAAGCAAUGGAAUGGGUAAUUAACAAAUUAAAUGCUGAGAUUGAAGAGUUGACUGCUUCAGCAAGAGGAAGCAUGAGGACACCUAUGGCCGCAGCAGCGUUUGUAGAGAAAUGAUAAUGGCUAUUUAUCUAAAACAUAGGCCCACCAGGGUCUCUCUGGGCUCUUAUAUUUAUUCAUAUUUGGUAUUUAAGAGGCAAAUCUGUAUAUUAGAUAGGUAUUCAAAUAGCUUAGAGAAGGCUUCAAUUUUUGAUGGAAAAGGGGGAAGGUACAGGGCUUCCCAACAUAUGGGAUCAACUGGAAUUAACAUUACAUGAAAAUACCAUGCAAUAUCAAGUUUGCAAUAUUUGAAGAUGUAAGGAUAUUUCAAAUGGAUACUUUGACCAGAAACUGGCAUGUUGAAUCUCCGUAAGGUUGAAUUUUAUAGCAUUCAUGAGACUCUACCUGGUUUUGGACCAACUCCAAAAUGAAGCAGAGCUACUUUUUCUAACAUGAUUGCCCAAGCAGUUUUCAUGUUUUAAUAACUUUCUUUGGAAAGAAGAAAAGCAUAUUACUUGAAAUCCCAAUGUAAGCCUUUUAUUUGUACAAAAGUAACUGGCUUUGAAAAACUAUGGCAUUCUGAAUUGGUACUUAAGUGAUAUUUUUGUAAUGAACACUAUCAUUAAAGUGAUAUAACUCCCAAUGUUAACUUGAUUGCAUUAUAUUAGAAAAUACUGUUUUGACUUGCCAAAUUUUUUAAUAUAAUAUAGACAUGAUCUAUCUUGAUUUUGCAUUUGUAGAAAUGUAUAUGAUUUAAGAUGCUGAAUUGUGGGCAUGUGAUGUUCACUUUGAAAUUUGAAGAGGAGCCAAAAUAAAAAAUAAAGUUAUUGCCUGAAUUUAAGAACAUCAUAAAAUUUAAACUAACACCUUAUUUGCAUCUUUUAAGCAUUUCAUAUGAUGCUUAACUACACAAAAAUUGCCACAUGACUGAAUCAUGCAUCAAUAAUUGCUAUAGCAUGAUAUGUCAAAUUAUUUAAUUAUAAAAUAAUUAAUUGCAUCUUUUUAUUGUACUUACUCACCACAGUCUUUUUUUUUUUUUUUUUUUUUUACAAUGCAUAUCCGUGGAUCAUUUGAUUUAAUUUCCAGUCUUAUUUUCGAUAUAAAUCUUAGUUCUUUAGCUCUCUAUAAUCCUAUGGUGUUGCUGCCAAAAGAAGGAAUUUAACCACAGCUAACCACUAAGGAAAAUUGCACUGAAGCUUUUAUUUAUGAGAAGUCCUUACUUUUGGUACCAGAGGGCCAACUGGAAUAUCAAAGAGCUAUUCCAGAAAAUGUUAUAUUUUGUUUAAUAUUUCAAAGCAGAUAAUUGUUAACUGCUAAACAGUAUUUUCUGAUUCUUGUAAUUAUUUCUAUAAUACUGAAGUUACAUAUGGGGUAUUUUAAAAGGCAGUUAUAUCUUGCCUUUACCUAUGCUUAACAUAAGUGAGAACUUCUGUAAAGGUUUGCUACAUUGUAAAGGUUUCCUAUAGAAAAAAACUAGUGUGUGUAUGUACAUAAGCCACAGAAAUGAAUUUACCAAACUAUUUAAAAAAUGAGUAUUUUUUCUAUUUAAAAUAUUGUUUAGCUUGAGACUUUAUUAGUACAUUUGUAAAAACAACUCUCAGAUCCAUUAAGGUUUGUGAUUAUUUUUUGUAAAGGAGAAUGUUUUUACAACUGAAAUGAUAUUUCAGCUAAACAAAAUAUAGUAAAUGUUAAUACUUAAUAAAAGUUGGCUGUGUAAGUUGUACUUGUUCGGAAAAAGGCGCAAUGCCCUGAGGAUAAAAUAUUUCUAAACAAGG
Molecule: messenger RNA, 2468 nt
Organism: Sarcophilus harrisii (Tasmanian devil)
Lineage: Eukaryota; Metazoa; Chordata; Mammalia; Dasyuromorphia; Dasyuridae
Gene: PRELID3B
Product: PRELI domain containing 3B
Exons: 6
Coding region: 187-771 (194 amino acids)
Biological process (GO): phospholipid transport
Cellular component (GO): mitochondrial intermembrane space
Molecular function (GO): phosphatidic acid transfer activity
Source: RefSeq, a predicted model, not a curated record